Molecule: messenger RNA, 1859 nt
Organism: Capsicum annuum
Lineage: Eukaryota; Viridiplantae; Streptophyta; Magnoliopsida; Solanales; Solanaceae
Exons: 4
Coding region: 282-1502 (406 amino acids)
Source: RefSeq, a predicted model, not a curated record
GGCCCAUAAGGUCUCACGGCCCACAAGUGCUAAAAGGAUACCAAAAUUUAGGCCAAAAAUGGCCCAAACCUGAGCCCGCCAACUUUAAAUUGCAUCAACUCAAUUGAACAAUCUGCAGUCACAGUCGGUCCGACGAAAUCCUCCCGGCGAUUUCCCCCGGCGAUACUCGCCGCCAACCUUGAUUUGAGGAAAACUCUGGUAGGGUGGCUGAUUCAUCAGUAGAUGUUGAGAAUCAUCUAUGAAGUAAAUACUAGAAACAUCAACAAGGAGCUGCGUCUUGGAUGAUGCUAUGGGACAAUUCCUCUGUAAACAUUGAGGGGAUAGAAAGGAAAAUUUUGGAACAAAUGAGCCCUUCGGAAAAAGAAAUUUGUAUAAAAUGUGGUAAAGGUGGGGAAGUGUUGGCUUGCACUGAUAGUUGUUGUCCUAUAGCAGUUCAUGUAAGAUGCAUGGGUUGUCCAGCUAGGUUUGAUGAUUUGGGAAAAUUCUAUUGCCCCUAUUGUCGAUAUAAGCAAUCAAUUGCAAUACUUCGUCAAGCAAAGGAGCAUGUUUUGUUAAAAAAACAAGCUCUGGAGACUUUCAUAGAUAAAGAAAUGAUAGACAACGUUAGAGGGGCUCCAGCAAUAGUAAGCGAAUCAACAUGUGAAAGGACUGAUGAGCCAUUACCAGAAAAGAAGAGUGAUGCUCCAGAAAGCAACUGUGAUCAACAAUUGGUAGUUGGGCAGCAAAUACAUUCAGUCCCAGAUGUUGAUUGUGGUAGUAAAUCUAGUGUUCAUACAUCUUCUAAAGCAACAGCAACCGAUUUUAGAGUCUUAGAAGCUGGAAACAGCAUUCAGGUAAAUGAUCGACGAGAAGUUGGUGAACUGCAACUAGAGAAAAGUAUGGAAGAUCAUAACCAAGAUGGCCGCUUAAGUAACUCAUCCGUUGCUGAAGAGGAAAUAUCGGGAAAUGAACUUGUUCUGGCAGAAACGAAAAGAAACUCUGCUGAAAGUGCAGGAGAACAGAUGAUAGGGGUUGAUCAAACUACUGCAACUGUCAUGAACACAGAUCCUUCGUUGCAGCAGCACUCGCGUGUUAAAAAAAGAGCUGAAACUGGGGAUUUAACAUGUAGAAAAUCUAAGCGUGUUUCAACACGACGUGAGUGUGGUAAACAGGUUAACAAAGUUAAAAAUGAUAUGCUCACUCCCUCUCCAAGAAGGUUAACUAGGACAUCAGCUUCUUUUCUUGAGAAUACUAAUGCAGAGGCCAAGUUAGAGCAAGUUGAACAGCCUUCCAUGUUACCAGUUAUCCUUCCAAAUGGGAAACGUAGAAGAGUAUUAUGGCGUCGCGAAGAGGAAGAGAUGAUUGAGGAAGGAGUUCAAAAAUUCUCAUCCACAGUAAACAAAAACAUCCCGUGGAGGAAAAUUCUAGAAUUUGGUCAUCAUGUGUUUGAUCACACUCGCACUCCAACUGAUCUCAAAGACAAAUGGAAACAAAUCUGCGCUAAAUAUGGCGGGCGAGUUUGACCCGGAGUUCUUCGCUGAACUUGUGAAAUUUCCGAAGUGUUCUUGGUAUUCUGUGAUAUCCAGAUGCAAAUGUCCGAUAAAUGCCUGUUUUUUUCCUUUGUGGAUAGCUUCUUCAUCGAGCAAGAUGGUCGGUUUUGAGGGGUAAAAAGUUGGAAUUAGUUGUAGCUUCUUAUUUUUGUUACUAUGAACAUAAAUGUGUCGAUGGGGUUUACCAAUGUCUCUUUUGGUUGAUAGUUGCAGGAAAAAUGUAAAUUUCCUUAUAAAAUCUUAGCUGCAUGUACACGAUACUUGUCGAAGAAAACAAGUAUAGUUGAUACAUGGAUAGUUUGAAAGGGAAAUAGUUCGUGUUUGGUUGUU